GCACAGUGAGCACAAACAGAAAUUUCAGUCGUUCUAUUCGUGUUUAGAGAGACAUAUUUUAUAGACUUUUUAGUAGUUACAGUUCACAUGUUAACCUUAUCACUCUAUUUUGAAAUUGUAACAUAACCUUCCAGAUUUUUUCCUAAACAAUUUGUGCUUGCAGUUCCGGCAUUUUGGCGAUACCUAACACAAAAAAAUAAUUAAACAGUGCCUAAUUAUCCGAGCGGUGAAAUUCGUGAAAAAAGUUUAUGCAUGCUGAAAUUUCCAUUGAAAAAGCUCCCGCGGUUAGUUCUGCCAACCUGCGUAUAAAAUCGCGUAACAAAGCGCUCACACUCACAGUAUUAUCUCGCGCGUCGCGAGUAUCAUACCUCGACGACCAAAUUGGUGGUUUCAGUAAUUUAUAAAACAAAAUUUAUUAGUUACGUGAUUGAACCAGUUUGGUCUUUGUGAAUGAAAAUCUCGGGUUCAAAAUUCGCGAGCGACGAGAUCAAAUAUCGAAUCAUCACGAAGUGUCUUCAAACGAUAAGAAGAUAACCGAACAGAAUUUUAGUACGAACAAAUUAGUUAAAAAAUGAAGUACUCAGUGAUAAGUUUGACGUUUCUCCUCUUUGUUUUCGUAAGGCUUUCGAAUUGCGCGCCCAGUGGUGGAACUAACAAUGCACUGCUGUAUUUAUCACAAUAUGGAUACUUAGGAGGAUCCGCGAAAAGUGUUGGAAAUUCGAGCGCACUACAAGAUGAACGUGUUUUCCAAAAAGCAGUAGAAGAAUUUCAGAGCUUUGCUGGUCUUGAGGUCACAGGGCAACUGGACGAGCGAACUCUCAAAGAAAUGCAGCUCCCGAGGUGCGGUGUUAAAGACAAAGUAGGAACCGGAGAUAAUCGCGCAAAACGAUAUGCUCUACAGGGUAGCAGAUGGAAGGUCAAGGAUUUAAAGUACAAGAUCUCAAAAUAUCCAAAAAAUCUCGUCGCUAGAGAAGUAGAUAAAGAAAUUCAUCGAGCAUUUUCAGUAUGGUCUGAAUACACUGACUUAAAUUUUACCCCAACGAAAAGUAGUGCGCAUAUCGAUAUCAGAUUCGAAAGUGGAGAACAUGGUGAUGGAGACCCAUUUGAUGGUCCUGGUGGUACUCUAGCUCACGCAUAUUUUCCCGUUUUUGGGGGUGACGCCCACUUCGACGCUUCCGAAAAGUGGACCAUCAACAGUUACCGUGGCACAAAUCUCUUCCAAGUAGCUGCUCACGAAUUUGGUCAUUCGUUGGGUCUUAGUCAUUCUGACGUCAGAGAGGCUUUAAUGGCACCUUUCUACCGUGGAUAUGAUCCUAUUUUCGAGCUCCAUGAAGACGACAUUCAAGGAAUCCAAGCCCUUUAUGGCAAGAAAACGCGAAAACCCGUGGGUGGUAGUCCUGGAGAUUCUGAUUUUGAAGGAAGUAACACCCCGAGUCAUAAAGUUCCUGCACCUCCGGGUUCCGUGGACGUCAAUUUAUGCAAGGAUCCCAAGAUUGAUACUAUUUUCAAUUCUGCGGAAGGAUAUACUUAUAUUUUCAAAGGAAACAAAUAUUGGAAGCUGACCGACGAAAGUGUGGCGCCCGGUUAUCCCAAAUUCAUUUCUCAGGGAUGGCCGGGACUUCCUGGUAACAUCGAUGCAGCUUUUACGUACAAAAACGGCAAAACUUACUUCUUCAAAGGAUCGAAAUAUUGGAGGUACAAGGGGAGAAAAGUUGAUGGCGAAUAUCCUAAGGAGAUCUCGGAAGGUUUCACUGGAAUUCCAGAUGACUUAGAUGCAGCUAUGGUCUGGAGCGGUAACGGCAAGAUUUACUUCUACAAGGGUUCCAAAUUCUGGAGGUUCGAUCCAUCACAGAGGCCUCCUGUUAAAUCUACAUAUCCUAAACCGAUCUCUAAUUGGGAAGGAGUUCCUAAUAAUUUAGAUGCUGCGUUCAAGUGGACGAAUGGAUAUACGUAUUUUUAUAAAGAUGGCGCCUAUUACAGGUUUAAUGAUAGGGCGUUCGCAGUAGAUAAAGCGAAUCCAGCUUUUCCAAGAUCAAUAUCGUUUUGGUGGUUCGGCUGCCAAGACGCACCACAAGGAACAAUAGGAACUAGUGAGUCCAGGGGGUGGCUUCUUGAUGAAGAGAGCGAUCAGGAUAAUCCUAGUGACACGCUGGAUACAGUUGAUCAUCAUGAACAAACUCAAGACCCUCAAGAAACUCCAGAUCCAAGUUUUUACCAACAGGACGCUGGAAGUGGAAGUAGCGUGGUCAACUCCUCCUUAGUACUUUUAGUUUUAACAGUAGUGUUUGCUGUUGUUCGGUUAAAUUUAGAAUAGAAGAGAGAUUAUUUCGUUUUAUAAACGAGUUAACUCUGACUGAGGACUUCAAAUAAUUGUUAAUUUACGGUGUAGUUAAAUUGUUGGGAGUCGUGUGAUGUCAUCGUGACGACUGUGCGAGAUCAACUUAACUUCCCGUUUCGAAAACAAACCUGCCAAAGCGUUAAUCUUCAUGUGAACACAUUAUUAUUUAUUGACGUCAGUAAACUGUAUUUUUUAUAAUGCUCUGUAUUUUAUAAAAUAAUUUUCGUGCAAUUUUGUGAUUUGUUAGUGUUAUUCAAAGUUAAUUUUUAAAACAAUCUUUAUACAAAUGUGUAAAUGGACAUUAAAUAAAAAUAAUACAUUUUUGAUAAAGCUUUA
This is a messenger RNA of Zophobas morio, 2674 nucleotides long. It is a transcript of the gene Mmp-1, whose product is annotated as matrix metalloproteinase-14-like. The record is from RefSeq and is a predicted model, not a curated record. Gene Ontology annotation, biological process: extracellular matrix organization; proteolysis; collagen catabolic process. Gene Ontology annotation, molecular function: metalloendopeptidase activity; zinc ion binding. The coding region runs from base 572 to 2314 and encodes 580 amino acids. The transcript has 6 exons. Gene Ontology annotation, cellular component: extracellular matrix. Lineage: Eukaryota; Metazoa; Arthropoda; Insecta; Coleoptera; Tenebrionidae.